Colletotrichum higginsianum IMI 349063 is the source of this 1251-nucleotide messenger RNA. RefSeq names its product Integral membrane protein. Lineage: Eukaryota; Fungi; Ascomycota; Sordariomycetes; Glomerellales; Glomerellaceae. The transcript is spliced from 3 exons. The record is from RefSeq and is a predicted model, not a curated record. Bases 1 to 1251 code for a protein of 416 amino acids.
AUGAAGGCUUUUGCAGCUUCUUCCCUAGCAGCCGCGCUUUACGCGGCGACAGCCUCCGCCGACCCCCUUCAAGCAUGCCCCAAUGAUAUCUGCUUCAGGGUCGCGGUCCCCCGGGCCGCUUCCAGCUCCGGCAGCGGAAACCUGUACUUUCAGAUGUCGGCCCCGACUAGCUACCAAUGGGUUUCUCUGGGAUCCGGCUCGACCAUGUCCAACUCGAACAUGUUUAUCAUGUACACUGACGGCAAUGGCAACGUCACUGUUAGCGCUCGUACCGCGCGCGGUCACACUAUGCCCCAGGUCUCCCAGGGCACCACGCUUGAGCUCCUCGCCGGCUCUGGUAUCGAGAACGGAAAGAUGAUCGCCAACGUCCGUUGCACCAACUGUGCGACAUGGAGCACCGGCUCCCUGGCCCUCAACUCGGCCACCAGCUCUUGGAUUGCGGCUUGGAGGGCCGGCGGCGCUAUCAACUCGGCCAGCGCCAGCCAGAGCAUCCAGCAGCAUGACGAUCAAACCAGCUUUUCCCUGGACCUGACCCAGGCGACUGUCCAGACCGACAGCAACCCGUUUGUGGGCACUUCUGGUGGUGGUAACGGCAGCGGUAGCGGCACCGGAAGUGGCAGCGGAAGCGGAAACGGCGGCUCCACCAGCGGCGGCGGUGUUGUAUUUAACGGAGGCGGCGGCAUGUCCAACGUCCUCCUCGCUCACGGCAUCAUAAUGUCGAUCGUGUUUAUCUUCUUGUACCCUGUCGGUGCCAUCCUCAUGCCCUUGUUGGGUAAGUGGAUGGCCCACGCUGCUUGGCAGUCUGUCGCCUUCCUCCUCAUGUGGGCCGGCUUCGGCACUGGCUACGUGUACGCCCGCGACAACGGUUAUCUCUUUGCCCAAACCCACACGUUGCUGGGCACUGUAGUCGUUGCCAUGCUGGCUAUCCAGCCGUUCCUUGGAGUGGCACACCACAAGUACUACAAGCAGAACCAAGCCCGAGGCAUUGUCAGCCACGCCCACAUUUGGUACGGUAGGGCUCUGAUGGUGCUUGGAAUCAUCAACGGCGGGCUGGGCCUCGAGCUCGCUAGCUCGUCGCGGGCCUAUGUCAUUGCGUACUCUGUCAUUGCUGCUAUAAUCGGCGCCGCGUGGAUUGGAUCCGCGGCUUGGGGCGAGAUGCGCAGGUCAAAGCACACCACCGCCGUCAAGCGCGAGCAGAGCCAUGAGUCUCCGGAGUCUCAGCAGCGCAUCCCCUACCGCCAAAAGAAAUAA